Trichechus manatus latirostris (Florida manatee) is the source of this 858-nucleotide messenger RNA. Its product is annotated as ret finger protein-like 3. Gene Ontology annotation, cellular component: cytoplasm. Gene Ontology annotation, biological process: protein ubiquitination; innate immune response; regulation of gene expression. The coding region runs from base 13 to 858 and encodes 281 amino acids. Gene Ontology annotation, molecular function: protein binding; ubiquitin protein ligase activity. NCBI's taxonomy places the organism in Eukaryota, Metazoa, Chordata, Mammalia, Sirenia, Trichechidae. The record is from RefSeq and is a predicted model, not a curated record. The transcript has 2 exons.
CUCGCAGUGAACAUGGCUGAGCACUUUAAAGAAGCAAGCAGAUGUCCCCUGUGCCCAGCCUAUAACGAGAACCCCAUGUACCUGAAAUGUGGAUACGUCUGCUGCCUCCAGUGCACCAACUCCCUGCAGAAGGAGCCCCAUGGCGAGGGCGUGCUGUGCCCCGCCUGCCCUGUGGCGUCUCAGAAGAGCGACAUCAGGCCCAAUCUCCAGCUGGGGAAGCUGGUCUCCAAGAUCAUGGAACUGGAGCCCCAGCUGAAAAAGAUUCUGAAGAUGGACCCAAAGAUGCUGAAGUUCCAAGUGGACAUGACCUUGGAUGUGGACACAGCCAGUAACCUCCUCAUCAUUUCUGCUGACCUCAGGACAGUCUGCUGUGGGCAUUUCAAGCACCAUCUGACAGAGCACGUGGAGAGGUUCGACUAUGCCUUGUGUGUCCUGGGCACCACUCGGUUCACCUCCAGCCGCCAUUACUGGGAGGUGGAUGUGGGAACAAGCCAAGAAUGGGAUCUGGGCAUUUGCAGAGAAUCUGCUCGUCGACAAGGAAAGAUUCAGCUGUCUACAGAAUGUGGAUUCUGGACAGUGGGUUUGAGAAAGGGGGGCUACUUCUUUGCCAGCAUCACACCUGCCUUAGAACUCUGCGUGGACCCCAACUUACGCCGAGUGGGCAUUUUCCUGGAUAUGGACAUGGGAAGCCUGUCCUUUUUUAACAUGAGUGAUGGAUCCCAUGUCUUCACAUUCACCAAGAUUUCUGCUGUGGAGACUCUGCGCCCAUUUUUUGCCCCUUCAAACCCAAGUAAUGGUGAUCAGGGUUCCCUGAGUAUCUGUCCUGUGAUGAAUUUUUAUUUCUUUAAGUUCAACUAA